AUGUUCAGCAUGUUUGGUACAAGGUUUCGGCAAUUCCUCUCCGGAUGUGCUGCUAAGCUUGUUUUCUUUACAGGUGAAAAUCUCAGACCUCCAGUUGGGAAGGUGCCUUUGUGCAUUUCCUUUGAUCACAUCGACGUUGCUCCAACCAUGCACACGCGAAUCCCUUUGUGGGUUUUCAACAAGGAGGUUCACGAUGUUUUGGAAAUGCAUGCACAAAGACUCAGUGGGAAGGUGGACUCGUCCAUUUGCCAACGGGAUGGGUUUUGCUGCUUUGUGGCCAGCAAUGCUAGUAUGUACAAAGCUGAAUGGAGGAAGCGCUUUGUGGAAACAUUGUCUGCAAGGUACAAAAAAGUGGACUGUGGGGGGGAAGUCCUGAACAACGUCGGGGGUAGAGUCAAGGACAAGAUCAGCUUCUUGCGUGGAUAUCGUUUCAACGUGUGCUUUGAGAAUGCGUCACAGCCAGGCUCAUUGGGUUCUGCUGCAGCAUGCCAAUCGUAUCAAUCGUCAAUGUUCUCUAGCAGCAAGCUUGCUCCGCAGCCGAUCAUUCCCUGGCAGACUUCAAUCCGAGGGCCUUCAUAA
Cladocopium goreaui is the source of this 579-nucleotide messenger RNA. The record is from the annotation of a GenBank genome assembly. Lineage: Eukaryota; Dinophyceae; Suessiales; Symbiodiniaceae.